Camellia sinensis is the source of this 1728-nucleotide messenger RNA. NCBI's taxonomy places the organism in Eukaryota, Viridiplantae, Streptophyta, Magnoliopsida, Ericales, Theaceae. The record is from RefSeq and is a predicted model, not a curated record.
AUGGAGGAUGAAAGGGAUUAUGGGCCAAAGCCGUUUAGGUUCUUAAAUGCUUGGUCGUUACAUACUAAGUUUCUGGAUGUGGUCAAGCAGAUGUGGGAGGCUUCAAAUGUCUCUGGGGGGGCUGGGUUUAUCAUUGCAACAAGACUUAGAUAUCUCAAGUUGGAAUUGAAGAAGUGGAAUAAUGAGGUAUUUGGCAAUGUUUCCUUCUCACUCAAAAAAGCUGAGGUGGAGCUUCAUGAGCUUGAUCUAUUGGCAGAGUUUAGAGAUUUGACAGAGGCUAAGAUAGUCAGGCGAAAGGAGGUAAAGAAAGAGGUGCAAAAUCGAAAUUUACUAAAUUCAAUUACAAUUGAAGGGGUACUCCAUGAGGAUCCCACUACGGUGAAACAGGAGGUGUUUAAGCAUUUUAAAGGUCUGUUCACUGAAAAUUGGAGGAAUAGGCCGAAGUUGAAGGGUCAAUUUAAAUCUAUUAGCCAUGACCAAGUGGCUGGAAAUUUGGAAGCAUCUUUUUCUGAAGAUGAGGUGUGGGUUGCUAUUAAGAGUUGUGAUGGAAAUAAGUCUCCUGGUCCUGAUGGGUUCAACCUGAUUUGCUUUCAGAAGUGCUGGGAAAUUUUAAAGUCUGAUGUCCUUCAAUUUUUCAAAGAAUUUUAUGAAAAUGGAAAAUUGGUGGCUGGUGUGAAUAAUUCUUUUAUCAGUUUGAUCCCAAAAAUUGAGUGCCUUACUAGUUUAUCAGAUUUUAGACCAAUUAGUCUUAUUGGGUCUUUGUAUAAGAUUGUAGCUAAGGUUUUGUCGCAUAGAAUCAAGAAGGUGAUGCCCAGGGUGGUUGGAGAGAUUGUAGCUAAGGUUUUGUCACAUAGAAUCAAGAAGGUGAUGCCCAGGGUGGUUGGAGAGUUGGGAGUGUUUGUUAUCUAUGAUGGAAAAGUUUGGGUUCAGGCAAGGUGGAGAGGUUGGGUCAAGGAGUGUUCAGCAUCGGCCAGAGUGUCUAUGUUAGUGAAUGGCUCCCCUACGACUGAGUUCAUUCUUGAAAAAUGCCUCAGGCAAGGUGAUCUGUUGUCUCUAUUCCUUUUCAAUUUGGUAGCUCAAGGUCUGAACAUGUUAAUGGAAAAAGCUAGAUUCCUAGGGCUAGUUAGGGGAGCUGUGGUGGGUAAAGAUGAAGUGGAGGUCUCACAUCUCCAAUUUACAGAUGAUACAAUAAUUUUUUGUGAAGCUAACAUGGAGGAGGUCAUGCUUCAUGUAUCUAUGGCUAAGGUAAUAGAAAGGAUUCAAGCAAACUUUCUCUGGGGAAGGUCUGAAUUGAAGAGAAAAGUCCACUUGGUCAGCUGGUUAGAAGCAACCAAAAGUAAAGAGAAUGGAGGGUUGGGUAUUAGAAGAAUUAAGAAGGUUAAUGUUUGCUUUUUGGCCAAAUGGUUGUGGAGGUUCGGGGCUGAAUCAAACACCUUGUGGAAAAGAAUAUUGUGUAGCAAGUAUGGGUCAAUGGGUGGGAAUUGCCUGCCUAUUAUGACUCUCACUAGUAAUUAUUCAAAAAUCUGGACUCGAAUCAUUAGCAGAGGUCAAUCAAAUCCUCAGCUUUUGAGUGUUUUUUUGGAUAAUAAUCAAGUGGUGGUGGGUAAUGGGAGCAGAAUCCAUUUUUGGACUGAUUACUGGAUGGGGCCAUGCUGUGUUAAGAAUGAAUUUCCUAGGUUGUUUAGUCUAUCAACAGAAAAUGAGGUGUCUCUGAGAUUGGUGGUCUAG